This is a messenger RNA of Monosiga brevicollis MX1, 831 nucleotides long. RefSeq lists its product as uncharacterized. Bases 1 to 831 code for a protein of 276 amino acids. The record is from RefSeq and is a predicted model, not a curated record. NCBI's taxonomy places the organism in Eukaryota, Choanoflagellata, Craspedida, Salpingoecidae. The transcript has 9 exons.
AUGGCGGGCCGCAUGCGCUGUAUGAUUCAAGGUUGCGAUGCCUGGGAGUUUGACCCGGAGGUAUCCGCCCCUUUCUCAGUCCCCGCCCUCCAGUGCGCCACGUCUGUUCAUAUGUGCCGCAAGUGCACGGGCGACUUUGCCCAGGUGGCAGCUGCUGCUCGCAAGUACAAAGACGCCCCCGUCUUGAAACCCAAUAUGUUUGUGACGCAGGCCAUCUCCAGUCCGCACUACCUCGGCUUGCAAGAGGGUGAGAUGUGUGAUGUGCUCGACAUCCUCGAGGAUGGCAGCUCCAUCAUUGUACGAGCCCACGGCAGUGGCCUCGUCGGUUAUUUCAAUCUCGACUUUGUAGCAACCGAAGAAGAGAUUGCAGCGCGAUUCAUGGAGGAGGAGGAAAAGAAGCGUGUCGAAGGCGCUGAGCGUGAAAAGGCUGAGCAACGCCGGCGCGAGGAGGAAUACGAGGAAAUGCUGCGUCAGCGGAUGAAGCAAAAGGCCCAAGAGGACAAAGAGCGCCGCGCUUACGAGGAACAACAACGGCGCAUUGAGGCAGAGCGCAUGCAGCAAGAGUUUGAGGCGAUGCAGCUGGCUCAAGCCGAACGUCAGAAGCGGAUGGCUGCUGAAGAAGCCCGACGCAAAGCCGUAUGUGCCGUCGCCUCGCUUUGCCUCUUGGCAGAAGAACAGCGCUUGGCUGCCGAAAAGGCUGUGCGGGAAGAAGAGGCGCGGCGCAUGAAGGCUGAAUGGGACCGCCAACAGGACGAGUAUCAGCGCCAAAAGAAAAUGGCACAGCUGCCUGCUUGGAAGCGCGACUUGUUGGAGCGACAAGGCAAGCUGUGA